Molecule: messenger RNA, 2241 nt
Organism: Blumeria graminis f. sp. triticale
Lineage: Eukaryota; Fungi; Ascomycota; Leotiomycetes; Helotiales; Erysiphaceae
Source: the annotation of a GenBank genome assembly
AUGGGAUCUAUAUCGUUUGAUAUGACCCCUUUCGAACCAGUUGCCAAUUUAAUUCUCAAUCAUGCGACAGAUCUUCAAAUCUGUAAUUCACUCAUGCAGCUUGUUGAUGAACUAAAAAAAAUCAUGUCAGCUACAGAAUACCAGCUCGAAGAACUUGCUUCUGAAUCUAUAUACCGACGAGUAGUAGAAUCACAUGACGGGGCACAAAUAAACAUGGAGGACCUGAAGCAAGCUUUGAGCGGAGAGUUGGAAGGCUCGGUGUUUGUGAAUGUGAUCGGCUUUUGGGACAAAUACUUUGAGUCGAAACGGAUAAAGGUCGAGCGUGACGGUCUCACCAAGAAAUUCACGGAACUUUCGGCGGAUCCCAAGUUCCAAUUUCCCGCUAUCCCGACUGAAGAUGCGGUAUCGAAAUGGAUGCAGGUUAUCGAACAUGACCUAAUCAAAGCAUAUCGAAACUCAACUGAUUUGGCAAAAAUUGACUCUGCGAGCACCACAGAUGAACGGGUUGGAUUAGCUUUCACUGGAUCUCAAUUUCAUACUCUCGCAGCCGGAAAAAUCAUUGGAAACCAAUCAAAGCAACAAGUAGAUUAUUUCAUUAAAAGUAGAUACCUUCCAAUUGACGAUAGGCACCAUUGGCGUGAUAUUCUUGUUGUGGGUGAACUUACAGUAUCGUCGUCGAAAGUUUCCCGGCAAAAGUUUCUGCAGCUCAGUGUAUACAUGGGUGAAGUUUUUAUGGCUCAGCCCCUUCGUCGUUUCGUCCACGGAUCUAUCCUUUUCGAAAAAGAUCUCCAACUCUGGGUGUCUGAUCGAUCAGGACCGUAUUCUUGUUUGUACAUUGAUAUUGGUGAAUCACCAGAGAAACUUGUACAUGUCUUGGUGACGUACAUGUUGAUGAACGACGAGGAACUCGGUCUAGACACCAAAGUCAAAUAUGAAGGUGAAAAUAUGAUAGUCCAUCUUCAGGUGCCUGGGUCGAAGGAAACACGGAAGUUUAUCUUGGACCCCGUCCAAAUCUCUCAACAGAAGGCAUAUCUUUGUAGGGGAACAAGUUGCUACAAAGACAGGAACCUCAGCUGCGUGGUCAAGUUCUCGUGGAGAAUAUGCGACGGACUCUCAGAGAUUGAGCUUCUUGAGAUGGCGGACAAUAUACCUGGGAUGGCAAAGACACUUGGAUCAGUUGAUCUGGUAAAAAUAAGCCAGCUUCGCGAAAGUCUUCUAUUCACAAAGACCAUGGUCAAAGACACCCGUCUGACAGAGAAGACGCUCAAAACGCCAAACUGUGGAAAGGCAAAUAUCACGGGAGCUCCUGCACAAUCAUUGGAUUACUCUGUCGGCGAGAAAAGGAAGACUGUUGGUGAUGCCGAAUUAAACGAUAGAAUGAAGAGAAUUCAACCAUCAAGCAACGUCGGCUUAGCUUCAAUCGACAACUCUGCAGGUCCCAGCACAGCUCCUGGUACGACUCAAAAUCCACCAAAGUCAAGUGCCGAUGUCAGAUCUAAGCCGGUAAAAAUGGUGAAUACUCAAGUCAUAAUUCCACGUGACCGUCAAUUUACCGCUGCCGGGAUCUCGCCGUACAGACGGCCGAUGGAUAAGUUUAGAUCGGCGCUGGAACUGAUAAUCGGGAUGAGAGAUGCCAUCAAGGCGCACCGGUCGUUACUGAUUGACGCAAAGAUAUUACAUCGCGACAUCUCGGUGAAUAAUAUUCUAUUGACUGGCAUCAAGAAGACUGAUAAGCUCGGUGGAGUCUUGAUAGACCUAGACCUGGCAACAUUGAUGAAAGAUGGAAAAGUUCAGGAAAAAGCUCGAGUGAUGACAGGCACCAUGCAAUUCAUUGCACUGGACGUUUUGAGCAACAGCUUUGCAACAACGGGUUCAGUCGUCACCCACACUUACCGACAUGAUCUGGAGUCAUUCUUGUAUGUCCUAAUCUGGGUGUGUAUCAAUUGUGGAUGGGAAAAGGGCACAAACCCGCAUGAAACUUUCCUUUCCAAAUGGUAUACCAGGACCGCCCAAGAAAUACACUUACACAAGGAAUACUAUAUUUGUCUAGGUAGCUUCGAAAAAGUCUUGUUUAAAUUUGCGCCGAUGUUUGACGACGUCAAGGGUCUAGCUGAAGAAUUCAGGGACCUAUUAUUUAAUUCAAAAAUAAAGACACGAACAGGAAACCUAGAUGACCCCAACAAACUGUAUGAACCCAUUAUUGCGGCGUUUGAUAGAGCUAUCGAGGCAUUGAAAAUGUAA